GGAAAAUAAAAAGCAACAAUCAUGUAUGCGUAGUAUAGCUCAAGUAACUCCCUUUCUUUACGUAAAUUCUCCUCAAAGCAACAACCAUUCUCUUUGCCAGAGCUCUCCCUCGCAGGCGCUCAAAAAGAGUCCCAAGCAUCAGCAAUCCCUCUCUUCUGCUUAUACCUUCAACCUCUCUCUCACUCUCUGGGGAAUUCAUCAAACAUGUCUCUAACAAUCACAGCUUUUGCUUCCCUUCUUACAAUCUCCCUACUUUCAACCCCAUCAACUUCCUCCCUUGUGUCUUUUGUUUUCGGUGGAUGUUCGCAGCAAAAAUACAUCUCAGGCUCUCCUUAUGAAUCUAAUGUCAACUCUCUACUCACCUCCCUGGUUAACUCAGCCACCUUCAAUAAUUACAACAACUUCACCAUCCAGAGUCCUUCCUCACAGGACACUCUCUACGGCCUCUACCAAUGCCGUGGAGACCUCUCCAAUGGUGACUGUGCUCGCUGUGUUGCUAGCGCAGUGAGUCAACUCGGCACUCUCUGUCUUGACUCUUGCGGUGGCGCGCUGCAACUCGAUGGGUGUUUCGUUAAGUAUGAUAAUACCAGUUUUUUGGGUGUGGAGGACAAGACAGUGGUGUUGAAGAAAUGCGGGCCGACGAUUGGGUAUGAGUCUGACUCGUUGACCAGGCGCGACGCGUUGCUGGGUUACUUGGUAGCCAACGACGGGUCCUACAAGCCUUACAGGGUUGGUGGGUCCGGUGACAUCUACGGUGUGGCUCAGUGUGUACAGGAUUUAAGUGCGAGUGAAUGCCAGGAUUGCUUAUCGGAGGCGGUCGGACGGCUGAAAACGGACUGUGGGCCGGCCGCUUCGGGUGACAUGUACCUCGCCAAGUGCUAUGUGCGAUUCUCGGAACGCGGGGCUCACUCGCACGGUGGAGAUGAUGAGAAUAAUGAUGAUGAGAUAGAGAAGACACUUGCAAUCUUAAUUGGACUCAUUGCUGGGGUUGCUCUACUCAUUGUAUUCCUUUCUUUCUUGAGAAAAGUGUGUGAAAAAGGAAAAGGUGGUAAAUAGAAGAAAAACUUGUGGGCAUAUCAGGGAUUGCAUGCUCCUCUCUUUGGUAAUUCAUCUUUUUUGCUUCACUUUUGCAUUGUGGUGUCAACUUUUCUUUUUCCCCCUCUCCCAUUGCUCUUUUUUUUUUUUAAAGUUUCUUUCAUAUCUCCCUAUAAAAAGAGAGCAUGAAAGGGUAGAUAGAAAGAUAUUCUUCUUGAAACAGGUUACCUUGGAACAAGAGAAAAAGAAAGUCGCAAUAAGGUGAAAAGCCUAAAGGUUCCACUCUCUUCUUACAACUUCUUGAGUCUUAGAUCCAUGUUCAUUAGCUUUUAUUUCUAAUGAAAAUUACUUGUAUAAAUAGUGAACACUUUUGUAAAAGUGCUCUUUGUAGUACUGUAGUUAGUGCUUUUGAUGGGUGUUUUUCAUCCAAAAGUUUAGGCUAUAUAUACCAUUGUUCUCCUUCAAUUUUAUAUCAUUUCAUUUUCUACUUC
Molecule: messenger RNA, 1526 nt
Organism: Manihot esculenta (cassava)
Lineage: Eukaryota; Viridiplantae; Streptophyta; Magnoliopsida; Malpighiales; Euphorbiaceae
Product: plasmodesmata-located protein 6
Exons: 3
Coding region: 205-1056 (283 amino acids)
Cellular component (GO): plasmodesma
Source: RefSeq, a predicted model, not a curated record